ACUGCUUGGUAUCCGUGUUCGUGCUGCCUUUCUUUCACACUCCCCUGCCUGUUUCCCCCCUCCCCCUUUUUCCUUUUCCCUUUCCUUUUCCUUGUCCACCCCCCCCUUCCCCCAUUCGUGUCUUUGAAUUCGGGACGACAGCUAGAAACAGGACGUUUAGGUCGCCCGGUCCUGAAACCGCCGACUUGGCUCGGGAUCGGGGCAACUUGAACGCCGCCCUACCAUGCCGAAUCUUCUGCGCUGACAAAGUGGUGUGUCAUGGGCAUCCUUAAUUCCUAGCUUCCGCAACACAUAUGCCGUUGUGGGGAAUAAUAUGCGACGCCUUCCCCGGAAGGAACCGAACCGUACAAGCCGGGGUUGUGGUUGAAAGUGGAGGACGUAAGCGCAGGGGCGUAGUGCAUCGUGAUGUAAGUUUAUUCAAAGCUUUGUCAUAUCACGAGAGGCCUCUUCGUUUCGAGGGGAACGGCAGGAAAGAAGAGAGAAAGGCAAAGAAUAAAAACAAGGGGAAGAAAAAUAGAAGGUUAAUGCUGAUGAUGAUGGCGUUGUGUCUGCGUGUGGCACCGUCUUCCGGCCCAGGGGACUCGCUUCCGGGAGCGAAGAAUCGUAUUUUUAACCGGGAGAAAUAUCGUGCCUUCGCAACAUGUUCGCAUCACACUUCCCACAGUACGUCGUAUUUCGUACGAAAUACAUCACAAUCAGCAUCUGCAUCGUCGAUCUCACCUUGCCUCACCUCAGCUCAAGUCCUGGACCAGCCCAGCUAUGUCCCAGCAUAUUUUACCUGCCAUACCUGAACCGUCAUCAGCCCCUUCUCUUCCACCCGUAUUUUGGAUCACACCUCCCUAAACCGGCAAAUGCGCUGACGUCUAAACAUCCCGGAACCAAAAGCUCCAAGUAACCAAGGAGCCCGUUGAGCUUGUCGUCCCUAACUGGUUUGUUCGCUGUUUGUCCUCGUGUUGUACUUC
Sodiomyces alkalinus F11 is the source of this 962-nucleotide messenger RNA. RefSeq lists its product as hypothetical. The coding region runs from base 294 to 791 and encodes 165 amino acids. The record is from RefSeq and is a predicted model, not a curated record. The transcript has a single exon. NCBI's taxonomy places the organism in Eukaryota, Fungi, Ascomycota, Sordariomycetes, Glomerellales, Plectosphaerellaceae.